Messenger RNA from Anneissia japonica, 941 nucleotides. Its product is annotated as trace amine-associated receptor 7f-like. Gene Ontology annotation, molecular function: G protein-coupled receptor activity. The transcript has a single exon. Gene Ontology annotation, biological process: G protein-coupled receptor signaling pathway. Gene Ontology annotation, cellular component: membrane. Lineage: Eukaryota; Metazoa; Echinodermata; Crinoidea; Comatulida; Comatulidae. The record is from RefSeq and is a predicted model, not a curated record. The coding region runs from base 1 to 858 and encodes 285 amino acids.
AUGGAGAAUUACACAAAAGAAAACGACAUUGAUGUUUCCUUUUCUCUCUACCUUAUGACAGUAAGCGUAGUAUCCUCUUUUAUUGGUAUAAUUGGUGUAUGUGGAAACGCUUUGGUUUUCGUAACGGUUUACUCUAUUCCGUCCCUUCAUACGGUUUCCAACGUACUUCUUGCGAGUCUCUCUUGUGCAGAUUUUCUAUCGGCGAUUAUCGGAACACCUAUGGCAAUAUACGUGAAUGUAUAUUCAGGAGUAACUUUCAGUGACACUUCAAUAAAAGGUGAUGCGUUCUACAUUCCACUUUAUAUAUCAUGUCCUAUUUCUGUAUGGCAUCUAUUCUUUAUUUCUCUUGAUCGGUAUUUUGCAAUCUCUUAUCCAUAUAAAUAUCAGUCCCAUGCAACGAUCUACCGAGCAUCUUACUUCAUCAUACUGGCGUGGGUGAUUGGAAUUACCUGGGGCCUAGUGCCUUUGUUUGGUGGAUUAGAAAUAGACGAGGACUGCCUUCCAAACAUUUGUAAAACUUACAGCGAAUCGGCCAUUCGAGUUUACGAGAUAAUGAGUGCAGUUGGUUUAAUGAAUACAUUCAUUAUAGUUGUGUUAAUUUAUGCUAGAAUAUUUUUCAUUUCAAAAAAACUGGCGAUUAAUGUGCGGGAUAUACCAAGACAAGGCGUGUCAUUGCCAUUAAAUACUAACGAGCAGGCGUCUUUACAGAAGACUAUUAAAGCAACCGCAAUGGUAGUCGGAGGGUUUUUCAUCUGCUGGUCGCCAAUGUUCUUCUAUAUAAUACUACACUUUGAGCAUGUGACCGACAACGUAUCGCUCAAUAUUCUUAGAGCAUUUGCCGAAAUUAAGUCUGAGUAGCACUUCGAUAAAUCCGUUUAUUUACAACUUUAAGUUAAAGAGUUUUCGAGAUGGCUUUCGACGAUCGAUCAGAAUGUUGAAAC